AUGCCGCUCACCCGCUCCAAUGAUCCGCUGGUCUGGAUCGACUGCGAGGUGCGUUUCCCCCAAGCACCCAAGCCAGGCGCGUCACUCACCCCCUCCCACCAGAUGACGGGCCUCGACCCCGAAAACGAUACUAUCCUUCAAAUCUGCUGUUUCAUCACAGACGCACAGCUCCGGCUCCUCGAGCCCCACGGCUUUGACGCGGUUAUCCACCACCCGGACACCGCCCUUGACCGCAUGUCGGCCUGGUGCAUCGACACCCACGGCCGCACGGGCCUGACGGCAGCCGUGCGGGCCUCGACGACCAGUGCGGCCGACGCCGCCAACGCGCUGCUGGCGUACAUCCGCCAGCAUGUCCCGGCUCCGCGCACUGCCCUGCUAGCGGGCAACAGUGUCCACGCUGAUAAGGCCUUCUUGGCACGUGGGCCCUACGCGAAGGUGCUCGAGUUUUUGCAUUACCGCAUCUUGGAUGUGAGUACUAUCAAGGAGGCUGCGCGCCGUUGGGGCAACGAGGAGUUGUUGGCGCAGGUUCCGCCCAAGCGAGAGGUGCAUCUGGCGCGCGACGACAUCUUGGAGAGCAUUGCCGAGAUGCGCUUCUACCGAGAAAAGUUGUUCGACUAA
Molecule: messenger RNA, 618 nt
Organism: Penicillium canariense
Lineage: Eukaryota; Fungi; Ascomycota; Eurotiomycetes; Eurotiales; Aspergillaceae
Product: oligoribonuclease
Exons: 1
Coding region: 1-618 (205 amino acids)
Cellular component (GO): mitochondrion
Molecular function (GO): nucleic acid binding; 3'-5'-RNA exonuclease activity
Source: RefSeq, a predicted model, not a curated record